UUUAAGCCGACUGGGACGAGCUGGUGUCCGAACUUGAUAUCACUGACUCAGUCUUACCGAGGGACACCGCACCUACGUGAAACGUCUCUCCGCGGGGCACGUCACGACCGCAGGAAUUCCUAUUUGCGGACAACACAUGUGUGCGAAGAGCUAUGGAAGUCAAUUGGCAACUCAGAGCCGAUUAAACUCGGCCACCUAUUUAGAUCGAGCCCGCGGAACCUGCUGCGCCCUCGAGUUCUGUCCUCACGCAUCACUCACGGCAACUGCAGAUGCAGGACUCUCGUAGAACGCGAGAACUGUGCGAUGCGCACGAACUGCGGCUGCUUCCACUCCAACAGGAAGAUGUUUGCCCGCGUCCUGGGUCCGUACGCCUGUCGAGACGCUACACGAAAUGCUCCGUAAGCGUACUCCUUGUCUUGUGUGCCGUCGUACUGCUCAGCAAGGUGUACUCCCCCGAUGCACUCGAGCGUAUAUACGGGGACAUGAGGCUGUAUGCGCCCACGGAGCAUUCGAGGCUGCCAUCUCUCUUUGCCAAGUACAGCGAGAACGAACGGCGUGUCUCUAGGCAGGAUAUCCGCCGAUGGGACGAGCAAGGCCGACAGGAACACUAUCUCCGGAUACCCGCUCGGAAGCAGCGCUCGGGCUGGGGCCCCAUUCAUGCAGGAGCUUGUUCUUAGCUCCUACCUUGCCAGCCGUACCGAUCGGAUCCUCGCUGUGGACAAUUUCACCUGGCACGAGGAUGGGUGGAUGGACUAUGUCGACCAUGGCCACCCUGGUCACUACCGUAGGCCGGCUCAAAUACCGCUCUCAGCUGUCAUCCGAGCCGCGACACCAGCCACUAGCGACCCACAGAUGGUUCGAGCGAUCGGGCAAGACCUAUGGGAUGAUCUCUGUCCGCAUACCCGGCUGGUGCACGGAGCAGAAACGAACUCACUUCCUGGGAGGCACCCGCAGGCUUUGAUGUCGUUGACAGAGUCGGCGAACGCCGUGAACAGCUCCGGUGACCGGUGUAUGGAGCUGUCGGAACUUCCGGCUACAUCGGACGGCCCCGGGAGUAUGUUGCUUGACAUCUGGCCGACGUUGUCGAGCUCAGCCAUCUUGACGCACUUCGGCUGGUCACCUCUCGUCGAGCUCGUCUUCGACAUGAAUCGCGAAUUGAUCGCCCCAGUCCCCGAGCUCGAGCCCUACCUGUCGUCCCUGCCCUUCACCAAUAGCUCUGAUCGCUACCACCCUAUCCCGGGUCUGCUCGCCCUGCAUGUACCGCGUGGCAUAUACAAGGACUACUGCCGAAGCGUCGUCGCCGGAAGCCAGGCGUUCACAGGUUUCAAUGCUUUCCCCUCGUAUCCACACUCUGUUGACCCGACGGCACUCACGCGCCUGAACGACGCAGAGCGCGCGGCAGCAUAUCAUCGUCGAUGCUACCCGAUUAUCCAGGAGAUCGUCAAGCGCGUGGAAGGUAUCCGGAAGACGGAGGCGGGGAAGGAUCUGCACGUUGUCUACGUCAUGACGAACGCGCAAACUCCGUGGGCGCUCGAGCUCAAGACGGCGCUGCGGCGUAUGGGCGGGUGGGAGAGCGUCAGAAGUACGCGGGACCUCGUGCUGAAUCGCGAGCAGCGGUACGUGAAGCAGGCGGUGGAUAUGCUGGUGGCUCAGCGGGCGCAGGUCUUCGUUGGCAAUGGGUUCUCUACUACCAGUGGGUUGGUGGGUAUGCUCCGGAUGGCAAAUGGGUUUCCUGUCGAGUCAACGCGGCACUGGUAAGAUCUCCCGCGUAGCAUUAGUUGUCAUGUGAGAUGUGGUCAUGACAAUAAGUCUCACUCCCAGUCAAAGCAAGC
Molecule: messenger RNA, 1832 nt
Organism: Fomitopsis serialis
Lineage: Eukaryota; Fungi; Basidiomycota; Agaricomycetes; Polyporales; Fomitopsidaceae
Exons: 7
Coding region: 493-1758 (421 amino acids)
Source: RefSeq, a predicted model, not a curated record